This is a messenger RNA of Equus caballus (horse), 3184 nucleotides long. RefSeq names its product paraoxonase 3 (gene PON3). Gene Ontology annotation, biological process: response to toxic substance. Lineage: Eukaryota; Metazoa; Chordata; Mammalia; Perissodactyla; Equidae. The record is from RefSeq and is a predicted model, not a curated record. Gene Ontology annotation, molecular function: arylesterase activity.
GCGUUGGCGCCCUCGGUAAGUGCUCUGAGCCCUGCGUCGCUGCAGUGCACUCGAGACCAUGGGGAAGCUGGUGCUGCUGACCCUGCUGGGGGCCGGCCUGGCCCUAAUCGGGGAGAGAUUAGUGGCAAUAAGACAAAGAACUAAUGCAUCUCGAGAAGUGGAGCCAGUAGAACCCCAGAACUGCCACCUUGUUGAGGGACUUGGAUAUGGCUCUGAAGAUAUUGAUGUACUUCCUAGUGGGCUGGCUUUUAUCUCCAGUGGGUUAAAAUAUCCAGGCAUGGUAAACUUUGGACCAGAUGAGCCAGGACAAAUCUUCUUGAUGGAUCUGAAUGAGCAAAACCCAAGGGCCCAGGUGCUAAACAUUAGUGAUUCUUUUGACAAAGCAUCAUUUAAUCCACAUGGAAUCAGUACUUUCAUGGACAAAGACCACACUGUGUAUCUUUAUGUUGUGAAUCAUCCCAACAUGAAGUCCACUGUGGAGAUAUUUAAAUUUGAGGAACGACAACGUUCCCUGGUACACCUGAAAACCAUACAACACAAACUUCUCAUAAGUGUGAAUGACAUUGUGGUCGUGGGACCAGAACAGUUCUAUGCCACCAGAGACCACUAUUUUACCAACUUCUUCUUGACGCUAUUUGAGAUGGCCAUGGAGCUUCACUGGACUUAUGUUCUUUUCUAUAGUCCAAGAGAGGUCAAAGUGGUGGCCAAAGGAUUUAGUUCUGCCAAUGGGAUCACAAUCUCAUUAGACAAGAAGUAUAUCUAUGUAGCUGAUAUAUUGGAUAAGAACAUCCACGUACUGAAAAAACAUGAUAACUGGGAUUUAACUCCACUGAAGAUAAUGCAAUUGGGGACCUUAGUGGAUAACUUGACCAUCGAUCCUGACACGGGAGAUAUUUUGGCAGGAUGCCAUCCAAACGCCAUGAAGCUGCUGAACUAUAACCCUGAGGAUCCUCCAGGGUCAGAAGUACUUCGCAUCCACAAUGUUUUGUCUGAGCAGCCCAGUAUAAGUACCGAGUAUGCCAAUAAUGGCUCUGUGCUUCAGGGCAGCAGUGUGGCUGUUGUGUACCACGGGAAACUUCUCAUAGGCACCGUAUUUCACAAAACUCUGUACUGUGUGCUCUAAACUCCAGACAUCCCCAAAAGUCUGCAUGUCUGGUAAAAGUAAACCCCUAAUUAUAUAAGUGGAACUGUAAGUAAAUGACAGACACCAACAAAGUGCAUCUGGCUUUUCUCAUGGAUAGAAGUAAAGAAGCAGAGAGAUUACAUGAUAGGCACCAAAUUGCAAGUCGUUAGUGACAGCCCAACACAAAGCCAAACCUCUCAAUUCUUUUUGUAUAGCACCCCCAAUAUUCUUUCUACAGUAAUCUGUGUGAGCUGUGGCAAGUGAGGUGUCCAGCUCACCUAGGGCUCCUUGAGAACUGUGUGGGAAAAUUACCUCCUACAUCUGUGGUGUUCUGAGCCUCCUGCAAUCCAUACCAGGAGAAAAGCUAAUGUUUCAAUAUUUACAAUUCCCUUCUGUUCAUCUAAUUGUGGUAGGCACAAAUGGCCAAUCAAGAGCCCAGCCCAUGGACAAAUGCAAGAAUUGACAUCUUGAGACCUACUCUUUAAACUUGCAUUCUCCCCAGUACAGACACGCAGGAAAUCAGGUUCUGAAAAAUCUGACGGAGACAAGCCUCACUUAGAGCAGGGCAGGGUUCAUUCGUUCCUUUGUAAUAGAUCUUAAUGUAUUGAUAUCUGUAUCUGAAGUAUGUAAUCAACUUGGCUCUGAACUAUGAGAUGGGGUCUCAGGUCUGUUACCUUCAAUUGCUUUAAUCUUUCUCUUCUGGUUAAUUCAAUAAACACUCAUCAAGCAACAUCCCAUAAACUUGGCCCUAAGAAAUCCGAAAUAAAUAACAUGGGUCUGGCUUGAAUUCCUGUCUAAACCUUAGUUUGAGGAGAAAAAAUAGAAGUGUCCCUUUCUCGGUCAAAAACCAAGACAACAUUUAGAAAAUCAUUGAUGGAAAUCAGUAUAGCCAAGUGCCCCGCCCCCUUCCCUUUUUGUGACUUUUAUUGGGCAGUGGUUGGUUGAUUUUUUUUUCCUCUUCUGGAGAGGCCUUUUUAUUUCCUAAAGAAUUUUGCUCAGUUAGAUGUAAGUUUUGCUGAAAAGUUUUGUAGCAGGGUGAAAUUCUACUUUUUAGGCCAUGUAACCCCUUUUCUGAUUUAGACAGUAAGAUUGUAGUUUGCAUUGCUUCAGGGGAAGAAUGUCUCGGCAGAAUGUUAUAGUCAGUUCUCCGAUUUUAAGUUUCAAAAGCCUAACCAUGGGGGGGACACAGAAAGAAAUAACUAAAAGCAGGUAUAAUAGUCUUGUUUUUCUGUCCCUAACCCUUACACCUACUAGAUUAGACAAAGUUUACCAAACUAGAGAGAACGCGAAGAGCCAGAGAUUGAAAGUCUAAGGGCCUUUAGGUGCUGGUGGGUCCCUGAGAAUUGGCCCUGCCCUGCAUUCUCCCCAGGCCAAACUAGGGAAGGCUGGAUGAUAAAGCUCCCGGAGAGAUUUGGGGGAUCUGAUUGCUGAGAGACCAAUGUGUCCUUUCACAGGGAGGGCCACAGGCUCUGGGCUUCACGUUCGUAUAGGCACUCCAAAUCCUUACGUGAUUAUCUUGAGCCCCUUCCCUCACUUGGCUUGGGAAAGCGAGGGAUUGUUAUGGAACCAAAGUAAGUCUACUUCUUGGUAAGUUAAAAUCAGAACCUUCACCAGUAGUUAUCACACAAAGUAAAGUUUAUUUCCUGCAAAGAAGGAGCUCACAGGGAAUUAUUUCCCAAAGCCAUGGCUUUCCAAGCAUGGGAAAGCAGGGGCGUUUUAUUUUGGUUGGGAAUGAAUAGUCAAAAGGGAGAGAUGGGUAUUCGCUUGCACAGGCUCAGGCUUCCACAUAUAUCGCAUAUUAUGGUAAUAACGCUUAGCCUGCUUCUGGGACAGAGAUUUUAGUAUUAAAAUGAAGGGCAGCUUUGGGCCCUCACUUGGUUCAGCUGUGCAGGUGCUGCUCUCGGGGUGGGGCUUCUCUGGUUCAGAGUGAUUGGUGAGUGCAUCUCUUAACAAAAAACGAUUUGGUGAAACAGUUAAAAGCUCUGAAACCUCCCUUGAGUUCCUUGGGGCAAUUAGUCGCUGACAGGAUUGCCCCUCACAAUAAAUGCUGCCUUUUGCCGA